Molecule: messenger RNA, 3382 nt
Organism: Scomber scombrus (Atlantic mackerel)
Lineage: Eukaryota; Metazoa; Chordata; Actinopteri; Scombriformes; Scombridae
Product: seizure protein 6 homolog
Exons: 16
Coding region: 1-3117 (1038 amino acids)
Biological process (GO): regulation of dendrite development; synapse maturation
Cellular component (GO): dendritic shaft; dendritic spine; endoplasmic reticulum
Source: RefSeq, a predicted model, not a curated record
AUGUGUAUGAGACAGGACUGUCAAUUUAAGACCCUCUUCGCGGUUUUGGUUCUCGUUGCCGCCGUGACCAAAAUCCAUGGCCAAGGUCCACGGGAAAUUAAUGGCAUCAGUAAGAGGACACUGGAUCCAGACAGGGAUCUCUUCACACACCCUUCAACACAGGACACAGAGAGUGAAGUCCACUUGGUCACCACCGCCUCGCCGAUGAACAGCCCCAACCACCGUCCUGUCCUAAAGGGCCUGCUACUUCACGAGCACCUACUUACAAGAGACUUCGAGGGGGACCAGCACUUUUUCAGAAGGGAUGGCUCUGUGGCUGCAUAUCCCACCAUGCCAGGCUCUGUGGCUCGUCCAGAUGUUGGAGACCCUGUCACUCAGCUGGUGCCCCACGAGGAUGCCCCAGCUUUCUCAGACAUUGCCACUACUGCCACUGCAGCUGCCACCUCCCCACUGACCACAUUCUUUCCCACAACACCAAGGCCCUCCACGUUUUUCCCCCAAAAGAGGCCCUCUAAGGACAAGACCAGUGGGUCAGACAAGGUUGAGCCAACCACAGACUCCCUCACAACUCAAGUAACACCAAAUAAUAGAGGGUCAGUCACUGAAAACAACCCAGCAGCUUCCUCAUCCUUGCAGAGAAGUCAGCCUCGGAGUUGGAGUGCUUUUCCUGUAGAGGCCACCCUUGCACCUUCCUCAAUCAGGAUGGAAAAAGGAGAAGCAAGAGAAACAACACUGAAAAACAAAACCAGCCUUGAUCAUCCUCUCCCCAAUCUAACUUCAGUGUCUCGAGUAGAAGGUACUACUACAAUGUCGACAACUGUUAUCACAACUACCACCAUCACUACCUUGCACACAUCAGAGCCAUGCAGUCUGAAUUUCACUGACCCUGAGGGUAACAUCGAAGUCCUUCAACAACCUGGCUCUGGAGUGGAGUGCAACUACUUGAUUACUGUCUACCUGGGAUAUGGCAUUGAGGUUCAGGUGCUAAAUGUGAGUGUGUUGGAGGGAGAACAGGUGACAGUAGAGGAUACGGGUGGCCGAGAAUCCUUCAUCCUUGCCAAUGAGUCAGUCUUGAUGCAGGGCCUUGUACUACGCAGCUGGAGCAACCAGAUCUCCAUCCGUUUUCGUAGUGACCAACAGCACAACUCUGGAUUCCUCCUGCUACAUUACCAAGCCUUUGUGCUGAGCUGUGCGUUCCCCAAAGAGCCUGCCGGUGGAGAGGUUUCCGUUACGCAUCUGCACGCUGGCGGAGAAGCCUUUUUCCAAUGUUUCACUGGCUACAGGUUGCAGGGUCCCAAAAUGCUAACCUGUCGCAAUGCAACCACACCUUACUGGAGUGGAAAGGAGCCUCGAUGUGUGGCAUCCUGUGGGGGAAUGAUAAAAAAUGCCACCUAUGGCCGGAUCAUCUCUCCCGGAUUUCCUGGCAACUACAGCAACAAUCUGACAUGCCACUGGGUCCUGGAGGCGCCUGAAGGCCAUCGGCUUCACAUUCACUUUGAGAAGGUUGCUCUGGCAGAGGAUGAUGACAGGCUACUGAUUAAGAACGGCAACAACAUAGACUCUCCCCCUGUGUACGACUCCUACGAGGUGGAGUAUUUGCCCAAUGAGGGUGUGCUCAGCACUGGUCGUUACCUGUUUGUAGAGUUCACUACAGAUGGGACAAUGACCUCCACUGGCGCAGCCAUUAGAUAUGAAGCUUUUGCAAAAGGGAUGUGCUAUGAGCCAUUUGUGAAGUACGGCAACUUCAGCAGCAGUGACUCCACCUACAAUGUGGGUGCAGUAGUUGAAUUCUCAUGUGACCCGGGCUACACUCUGGAGCAAGGCUCCGUAGUGAUUGAGUGUGUGGACGCACAAAACCCACAGUGGAAUGAGACAGAGCCAGCGUGUAGGGCUGUGUGCAGUGGGGAGAUCACAGACUCUGCCGGUGUUGUGUUGUCUCCUAAUUGGCCUGAGGCCUACGACAAGGGGCAGGACUGCAUCUGGGGCAUCCAUGUGGAAGAGGACAAGAGGAUCAUGCUUGAUAUCCAAGUACUCCAUGUGGGUAAAAACGACCUCCUGACAUUUUACGAUGGUGAUGACCUGACAGCCAACAUCUUGGGCCAAUACAGCGGCACACGGUCACACUUCAAGCUCUAUACAUCCAUGGCUGAUGUCACCAUUCAGUUUCAGUCAGAUCCCGCCACUAACAUCUAUGGCUACAAUAAUGGCUUUGUGGUCCACUUCUUUGAGGUGCCGAGGAACGACACCUGCUCUGAGCUGCCAGAGAUUACCAACGGCUGGAAGAGCACAUCCCACCCUGACCUCAUCCACGGCACCGUCAUCACUUACCAGUGCUACCCUGGAUAUGAGCUGGUAGGCUCCGAGAUCCUCAUGUGCCAGUGGGAUCUCACUUGGAGUUGCGAUGUGCCGAGAUGUGAGGAAGUCAUGACAUGUCAGGACCCUGGAAAUGUGGAGCACAGUCGUAAAGUGAUCGUAGGCAGCCGCUUCUCAGUUGGAUCGACAGUGCAGUUUAUCUGUAAUAAAGGCUACAUCUUAUCGGGCAGCAGCGUCCUCACCUGCUACAACCGAGAUUCAGCCAAACCAAAGUGGAACGAGAGGCUGCCCAAGUGUGUCCCUGAAAAGUACGAGCCAUGCAGAAACCCUGGUGCUGCCUCCACCAGUGUACAGAGCUCUGAAAAGGCCUUCUACCAAGCAGGAGAGAUUCUGACCUUCUCCUGCCACCCAGGCUACGAGCUACAGGGUGGGUCCACCAUCUACUGCAUCCCUGGACACCCGUCACAGUGGAACAGCACUCCCCCUGCUUGUCGAGCAUCCUCAACUCAAUAUGUGAACGAACGAAGGCUGGAUGUUGUUAAUAUGGAUUACAGCAUGGAGGGAACCAAUAUUGCCCUUGCUGUUUUUAUUCCAACUGCAAUCAUCUUAGUGGUUGUACUUGGGAUUUAUGUCUACUUUGCAAAACUCCAGGGGAAGUCUAUCAGAAUGCCAACGUCCUCGCCACCAUAUGAUAACAUGACAGAAGAGUCAGCUUUUGACAACCCUAUAUAUGAGAGCGGAGUAAGUACAGAUGUCAUGAGCAUGCAAGAUGUGGACUCACAGAACACCAGUGUGCUGUCCUGAUCCUUUCCCAUCUGGCCGUCCUCCUGUCGUCAUCUCAUGUUUCCCCAGCAGAGGGCACUCUCCACCUCAUCUUUCAUCACCAUAUCUACCAUCUGUAAGCAAAAAAAGAACAGUGCUCUUAACUAAAGAUGUUGCUACAAAGCAACAUCUGAUGUACUCUGAGAUCACAGCUCAUUUUUCAUCCUGGAUUUCCAUUCUUUAUCCACUUGGAGGAGAGAGAGUGUCAUGUUAGACUAGUACAUCAUUGACAUUGUGGUUUGUCAUG